AUUUCCCAUUCUUUUAAUAGGUUACGUAGAUGUCUACAUUGUGGGGUUAGUGAAAUUUCUACUCCAGCAAUGCGUCGGGGGCCAGCAGGUCCGAGAACUUUAUGCAAUGCUUGUGGACUGAUGUGGGCAAACAAGGGAACUCUGAGGGAUCUUACAAAGGGACAGAGGCAUAUAUCAUUUGAUCAAAGUGAGCUAGAAACUCAAGAGAUCAAGCCUGCUGCCACUGAACCUGAAAGUUCCUAUCACAACCUGGAUGAGGAGAGAACCCCAGAACGGACACAAUCUGCUCUAUUGGAGUCUGCAGAUUUUUCAAUUACUCCAACUGAGCAGGUAGGCAUCCUUAUUGAUUUUGGCACAGAUAGUUUCUUCUUAUGUUGGCUUAAACUGUACAUGACAGCAUACAUUUGGAAAGACAAGGAUUAACCAACACGACGUCAAAUAGGAUAUUGUUCACAUUAAAUUUCAGGACCAGCUUGGCAACAUGCUUACGAACAAAGACUGAAUUUCUGACAUCACACAAUAAAUAGCUAACAAACAAAACUCCCCCAACAAAACAAGAAAUUAUGGAAAUAAGAAAAGAAAGAAAUUCCCAUUAUAUCACAGCAGCAUAUUGUUUUUCCACUUCUUAGAUAUUACAAAAUGUUUGGAGAAAAGGACAUGUAAUGAUAAAAAAAAAGUGCAUAGUACAGGUAACUGUAAUGGAAAUGGAUCUAUCUGCAGUUGAAUCAGGAACUGUUUGUUCAAGUGACUAUUGCUUGUUCAAAUUUGCUCCAUAUUUGGUGGUUAUUUUAUUUUUUCCUCUGGGCAGUUUUGCUCCUGGAAUCAUCAUUUUGUUCCAAGGACACGUCCUAGAGUACAGUUUCCUUCCAUCUCUGGUUACUCAAGAAGCUAUCCAAAAAGGUCCUUUAUUAAAAUCUAUGAUUUGGCAAACCCAUAGUGAUUGACGACAUGCCUUCUAGGUUGUGCAUGUAGCACAAUUGAGAAAGGACUUCAGAUUUGAACAUUUGUUAAAAAUUCAUUGUUGCCUCAAGUUUAUCCUUGUUUUUAAACUGUGUUGGAUGGCAGCGCUAAGUAGCACUUUUUAACAUGCAAGUCUUUUUACAAUUAGUGUUUGCAUGCUGGAGCCAUCUUGUCAUGGUAGAAUAGAGAAUGUGCCAAUCUAGGGUUUGGAUCUGGGAUCUAUAUUCUAGGGAAUCAGAUAUUUGCCUAGGGCUUUGUUUGAUUCCCAUUUUUUCGAAAAUAUAUUUUUCUCUCCUUUUUUAUCACGCGUUCUCCAUUAAAAUAAUAUUACACGUAAAUCAAAAACUUUUCCUUAUUUUUCAACCACACAUUUCCUAUCAAUCUACUAUUCUAAAAUGCAUUUUUUUUUUUU
Messenger RNA from Olea europaea var. sylvestris, 1372 nucleotides. RefSeq names its product GATA transcription factor 19-like. The coding region runs from base 70 to 423 and encodes 117 amino acids. Gene Ontology annotation, biological process: regulation of DNA-templated transcription. Gene Ontology annotation, molecular function: zinc ion binding; sequence-specific DNA binding. The record is from RefSeq and is a predicted model, not a curated record. The transcript is spliced from 4 exons. Lineage: Eukaryota; Viridiplantae; Streptophyta; Magnoliopsida; Lamiales; Oleaceae.